Messenger RNA from Aspergillus wentii DTO 134E9, 1026 nucleotides. Its product is annotated as fasciclin domain-containing protein. The record is from RefSeq and is a predicted model, not a curated record. NCBI's taxonomy places the organism in Eukaryota, Fungi, Ascomycota, Eurotiomycetes, Eurotiales, Aspergillaceae. Gene Ontology annotation, cellular component: fungal-type vacuole membrane. Gene Ontology annotation, biological process: macroautophagy. The transcript has 2 exons. The annotation marks the transcript as partial.
CCAUCCUGCACCGAUAAAACAAUCUACGAACUCCUCACAAACAGUAAAUCCACCACCAUCCUCGCGGCCAUCAUCAACGACGACAAAUACCUCAUCGACACCCUCAACACCACAAAUGCAAACAUCACCGUCUUCGUUCCCACGGAUUCGGCCUUUGCCAAAAUCCCCGAAGACGCCCCUAGGGCUUCCAAAGAGUUUAUCCGGAAUGCUAUCCUCUAUCAUGUCCUCCCGGGUGUUUAUCCUGCGCAUCGCAUCUUUGAUGCCCGCACGCUUCCUACGUUUUUGAAUGGGUCGGCUCUGGGCGCAGAUCUUCCUCAGAGACUGGCUGUGCGAGGUGGCGGUGCGAAGACGGGGUUGACGGUGAAUCCUUAUAGUCGUGUCAACGAUGCUGAUAUCACUACCUCAAACGGCCUCAUCCACACCAUAGACUCCAUCCUCAUCCCGCCCCCUCAAUCCCUCACCCUCCUAAACAUCGUCCCUGCAACAUUCAGCACCUUCACACUAGCCCUUCUUCAAACAGGCCUCUCUACAGCCCUAGACACAUCCGCCCACCACGGUGCCACCAUCUUCGCCCCAACGAAUAAAGCCUUCCUAGCCCUCGGCCUCAAAAUAAACGGUUUCCUCUUCUCAAACCCAGGAAGGAAGUACCUACGCGCCUUGAUGAAGUACCAUAUUGUCCUGAACAGGACUCUGUACUCAGAUGUCUUUUACACUGUUGAUGGGGAUGUUGAUUCCUUGGGUGAGGAUGGGUUCACGAAUCUCGACUUGCCUACUCUCUUGGUUGAUCAUAGCUUAGCUGUUGAUGUGGCCCGGCGCGGUUCCGAGAUCUCGAUGAGGGUUAAUGGAUUCCAGUCGGUGGCAUUUACGGAUGCAUUGGCCGAGGAUGGGGUUGUGCAUCUGCUUGAUACCGUUUUGAUUCCACCUAGAAAACCCAGUGAUAGCUCCAGUGAUGCUUCAGCAUUGACUAUUGAGGAGCUGAAAGAUCACUUAAGUGAUUGGGUUGCGGAACACGAUGAUGUGGGGUCU